Epithele typhae is the source of this 327-nucleotide messenger RNA. RefSeq lists its product as uncharacterized. The annotation marks the transcript as partial. NCBI's taxonomy places the organism in Eukaryota, Fungi, Basidiomycota, Agaricomycetes, Polyporales, Epitheliaceae. The transcript has a single exon. The record is from RefSeq and is a predicted model, not a curated record.
AUGGCCCGCUGUCCCAUCGAAAUCUUUACCGAGAUCUUCCAAUGCGUUAUCCGUCUUUCGGACCCACCGGACCCCUACCAUAAACCGUCCACCGAAUGGCUGCGUCUCCUGCUCGUGUCCAGAGCAUGGCGGGACACCAUCCUCAAAACGAAGUCGCUCUGGAGCACGAUCCAGGUGCAUGGAGAAAACGGCGAGAGGUGGCUCAAGCUAUCCCUGGAUCGUGCCCGCAGUGCUGCCAUCAGCAUCAGCAUCGACUUCGAGAACAUCCCGUAUCUGGGCCUGACACCCCUUCUCGAACACGCUUCCGACAUCCGGUCGGUCAGAUUG